AGUGCGCAUGGCGCUUCGUUUCAUUUUUCAUUUUGUUACGUUGUGCACGUGCAUCAAUGUUUACUGACAUUACUACACGUGUUUCGCUCACAAGGACAUUGAGCAACGUGUACAAUAUCUUUCGCUAUCAUGCUACAGCGGCCGCAGACACCACGUUCGCUACUAAAGCACAGAGCGAUCAGUUUCGUAUAAGCCCCAUCGGAAUACAGUUGCUAUCGCUUGACCUACACAAGCAAGUCUUUGGUGAGUCGACCUCGUCACCGGACCCAAAAAGCGUCGAGAGAAGCAUCGAUCAUCUGCAAGAUCAAGGACUAUGGGGUCACAAGACGUCAGUCGUUCCGGACGUCAGCUUUCAACUUCCAAAACUGCUUGGAUCAAACCUCGACGAACACUUUACGAAGUUGGGUGAGCGUUAUGCCUGCGAUUACAGAGUUUCAGCAGAAAAGCUAGCCGAUUCCCAACUACCACCUCUGCCACGACAAUGGGUUUUUGCACGAGGCUGGACGAAGUACGGUAAAGACAGUGAACCUAUCAAAGUGGAAUCUCCUCAAGACGUUGGCCUCGUAUUUGACGUCGAAGUCUGCGUCAGGGAAGGCAACCUCCCGACAUUAGCGGCAGCAGCCUCAGACGACUCUUGGUAUUCGUGGUGCAGCUCCCAGCUCACUCGAGAACAAUUCAAAUGGCGAGAAAAAAUUCGGUUAUCUGAUCUUAUCCCGCUGGAAAAAGACAUACAAAGUAGGUCCGUACCAAGAAUAGUUGUUGGACACAACGUUGGAUUUGACAGAUCGUUCGUCAAGGAACAGUAUUUCGUACAGGGCAGCAGGUUGCGCUUCCUCGACACAUUGUCGUUGCACGUUUGCGUCUCUGGGCUCACAGGUCAUCAACGAGCGCUUUCGUUGGCCAGCAAGUCCGCCAAGGCCACAAAGAGCCAGGGUCCUCCUCCUGAGAUGUGGCUCGAUAUCAGUUCUCUCAACAACCUUGCUGACGUGUAUGCCUUGUAUUCCGGCGGUAAGAAGCUCAAGAAGGAACCGAGGGAGACAUUCAUGACUGGGACACUUGCGGAUAUUGCGUCAAAUUUUCAGGAACUGAUGACGUAUUGUGCCAGCGACGUCAUUGCAACCCACGAGGUUCUCGGAAAGCUGUUGCCGCUUUAUUUGGAAAGGUUUCCGCACCCAGUAUCUUUUGCGGGCAUGCUGGAGAUGCUGACGGCUUACCUCCCGGUUAACCAAAAUUGGGAGAGGUACCUCCGCGAUGCAGACGCUGUUUAUGAAGAUUUCCAGCAAGAACUGAAACAGACCCUUUCAUCGAUCGCAAACUCUACGUGUGCCCUGCUGAACGACGAGGCUUACAAGAAAGAUCCGUGGUUGUGGGAUCUGGAUUGGUCCGUUCAGAACAUGCGCGUCAAGAAGAAUUCCGCGAAAGAGAAUAUUAAGAAACAAGACCCAAACAAGAAACAAGAAAAUGUUGUAGGUAAUAACGAACAAGCUAACUGUCCUGAUUCAGAAGAGUCGGACAAAGAACAACAACUCAGAAAUGAAGUACGAGAUAUUUUAGACACUGCAAAGUCUCUGUACAAGGUACAGCCAUUUCUGCCUGGGUACCCCGCGUGGUACCGAGAAUUUUGUACAAAGCCCAAUGGUGAUGCCGAAGGUUGGGAACCAGGUCCCAGUUCGAUCAGUACCCAAAUGAGGUCGGUCCCGAAGCUGUUGCGACUAAUGUGGGACGGGUACCCGCUGCACUACAACGAAACGCACGGGUGGGGCUAUCUCGUACCUGCGCAGCAGAAAGAUGGAACUGUGAUCGUGAACACUGAAAAAGCUCUAGAAAACGUAGGGCCCAGGUUUCCUACCGAGGAGUUCCUGAAGGUGUGUGGUUACAGAGCGGUCGAAACCACGUCUGCUGAAGGUGCUGCCGACUGGGAGAAGCUAAAAGACAUCCCGGAAGAGGGUAUUUGGAAGCUGUGGAAAAAGGUCCUUGGAGACAAUGACGCCGGAUCAACAGUUCCUGCCAGCGAUCCAGACGACGACGUCAAUCUUCCGGGUUGCCGUUUCGUCAAACUCCCCCACAAGGACGGCCCACACAAACGUGUCGGCAACCCUCUCUCCAAAGAUUUUCUAGCUAAGGUAACCGAAGGGAUUCUACGCUCGAACAUCCCCGAAGCCGACCACGUACUGCUGCUCAGCAAGAUGACGUCCUACUGGAAGAACGCGCGAGACAGGAUAAUGUCCCAGAUGGUGGUCUGGUUUCAGAGGAGCGAACUGCCGAGAUCGGUGACGAUUACGGAAGGCGAGCAGUACGGCACCAUCCUCCCCAGGCUCAUUCCGGCGGGGACGGUUACGCGGAGGGGCGUGGAACCAACGUGGCUCACGGCGAGCAACGCUUACGAGGACCGGGUGGGAAGCGAGCUGAAGUCCAUGGUGCAAGCGCCGUGCGGCUACCACUUCGUAGGAGCCGACGUCGACUCUCAGGAGCUGUGGAUAGCCGCUAUAUUGGCCGACGCCUACUUUGCUGGGUUGCACGGCUGCACCGCUUUCGGCUGGAUGACCCUCCAGGGAAGCAAAGCGCACGGAACGGACAUGCACAGCCGGACCGCGUCGUCCGUAGGCGUAUCCCGGGACCACGCAAAGGUUAUGAACUACGCGCGGAUCUACGGUGCCGGACUUCCGUUUGCGCAGAGGCUCCUGAUGCAGUUCAACCACAGGUUAACGAGCAGCGAAGCGUUCCAGAAGGCAAAGAUUAUGUACUCACAAACGAAGGGCGUCAGAACCAGCGUUCCCGAAGUCAUCGACGGACAGGAGGUCUUCGUGAAGGGCGGGCGACGUCUGUGGAAAGGAGGCAGCGAGUCGCACAUGUUCAACAAGUUGGAAGACAUUGCCUUGUCGGACGAGCCGAGAACCCCGGUCCUGAACUGCCGCAUCAGCCGAGCCCUCGAACCGGCAGCCGUCGACACCAACUUCCUCAACAGUCGUAUCAACUGGGUGGUGCAAAGUUCGGCCGUUGAUUAUUUGCACCUAAUGCUAGUCAGCAUGCGCUGGUUAAUGGACGAUUAUUCGAUACGAGGUAGGUUCUCCAUCAGCAUUCACGACGAAGUCAGGUUUCUCGUGGCAUCGGAGGAUCGAUACAGGGCUGCCUUGGCCCUUCAGGUGACAAACCUGCUGACGAGGUCGUAUUUUGCGUGGCAGCUAGGGAUGAGGGACCUCCCUCAGAGUGUGGCGUUCUUCAGUAGCGUCGAGGUAGACAGUGUCGUCAGAAAGGAAGUAAGCAUGGACUGCGUCACUCCAUCGAACCUGCACGGUUUGGAGAGGGGGUACGGUAUUCCUCGAGGCGAGGCGUUGGAUAUUUACCAGGUGCUCGAGAAGACUCAAGGGGGAUGUCUGAGUAAGUCUGCAAAGCGCAGAAGGAAAAAGCUCGAGGUAGAAGCAACUUCCUGAGGUAGAACACGACGUGUUAUUCUGUGAUUUGCGGAACUUUCAUUCUUCGGGUAUAGACACUGUGCUGUUACAUAUUACUGUACGAAUUUAUAUUUAUAAUUUGUAUUUAUAGUUUUUUUACUGUGUUCAGUUGGAGUGGGAUAGCGGCGAAUUUUUUCUCAGAUGGGGCUGGGAUGCCAAAGGAGAGUGCAGAACUGUGACCACACAAGUUCAGUUGAUCAGUAUCACCUUGCAUGACACACACAUUGCAGUGAUGGAAGUGCUGUGACAUUUGUGCCAAACUGCGUCAAUCACCGGGUGCAGCGCCAUCCCGUGACAUACGGGGUGAUUUUGCAGCAUUUGCACCAAAGUUGUGCGAAGACGUGGAGUAGGCGACCACUUUGCUGUCCACGGAGAUCGCGCACGUGACGAGAAAAUGAAACCCGAAGUCAACGAGGCACACCAGCGUGUGAUCAAAUUUAAACGUGAGAGGGACCUGACAUUGACAUAGUGAUCUCUAGAUGAUCUCUAGCCAGUGGUGACUCGAUCUCUUGUCCCCCUCAGCCGACUGUGAGAAAUGGCAUCACACGUACAUUUAAGAGGGAAGUUCAGGCCCCCUUAGCCACUCCCUCGCUUAACCCUCUACAUUGCUGUACAUUUUUGGGCUGUAUAUUAUUAAUUGUUAGGAAAGCAUCGUUUUUGUGUACUUUGUGCAGUGGUGCAUUCAGCACUUUUACUGUUUCUUGCUUUGUCUUGUUGCGUGAGUGGACAGGAGCACCAUGCCAAUUUACCUCUCCGAAGAUUUUUGUACAAAAGUUUUUCUUGUGUGUUUGUGGUCAACCUGUUGCACAGAAUUUUAAGGACGUCAGGGAAGAAUGCCUUUUCAGGGGACCUUUGUGUGGUGCCGUCUAUAUUCAGCCGCAUGUGGCAAAUACUGUCGAAAGUGCCCGUGUACCAGGGCCUUUUCUAGUGUGGAAAGACGUGUUGGUAGAAAAAUUACAAGUCACAUCAGUGACAGUGGGUAGGCGAGAAGGCCCCUGUUGUCUGUUGGUCAGAAAUGUUCUUGCGUUUUUAUGGUAUUGACUAAACUGGACAUCUUCUAUAUUUUA
Molecule: messenger RNA, 4519 nt
Organism: Ornithodoros turicata
Lineage: Eukaryota; Metazoa; Arthropoda; Arachnida; Ixodida; Argasidae
Gene: tam
Product: DNA polymerase subunit gamma-1-like
Exons: 1
Coding region: 57-3431 (1124 amino acids)
Biological process (GO): mitochondrial DNA replication
Cellular component (GO): gamma DNA polymerase complex; mitochondrion
Molecular function (GO): DNA binding; DNA-directed DNA polymerase activity; 3'-5' exonuclease activity
Source: RefSeq, a predicted model, not a curated record